ACUCGCCACCGAUCACUACCAUGUUCACUACCCAGUGAGCGGCUGUAACUAGUGCUGCUGUCCUGUCCUGAACAUACACACCAAUGUCAACCUAAAUAUGGCAUUACAGUUGUCAUAACCACUGAAUCAUCUCUGCUGCACGGUGACCUGGGACUCAUGCCGGGCAUCACAGGCAGGAAACAUGCAGCAGAAGCACAACAUUCAGAUCAUAGAAUGGGAGGACUUGGACAAACGCAAGUUCUACUCCUUUGGAGUCUUCAUGACCAUGGCCAUCCGCGCCACAGUCUACCCGGCCACACUGAUCCGCACCAGGCUGCAGGUUCAGAAUGGGAGGUCUCUCUACACUGGGACCUACGAUGCCUUCCGAAAGAUUCUGAGAGCUGAGGGUCUGAGAGGACUUUACAGGGGCUUCAUGGUGACCACGCUCACACUCAUAUCAGUGCAGGCGUACAUAACCACUUACGAGCUGGUAAGGAAAUAUGUCUCCAACUAUUCUAAAGACAAUACACUGAAAUCAUUGGUGGCGGGAGGCUCGGCGUCACUGGUGGCCCAGAGCAUUACUGUUCCCAUAGACGUCAUAUCGCAGCAGCUCAUGAUGCAGGGCCAAGGGGAGCAUCUGACCCGCUUUAAAGUCAAACCCAAAAUGGGAGCAACACGCUCUGUAUUUUUCAGUCAGACUAGAGACAUUAUUGGGCAGAUAUUUGCUGCGGAUGGCAUUCGUGGCUUCAAUCGAGGAUAUGUGGCGUCUCUCCUCACAUACAUCCCCAACAGUGCCGUUUGGUGGCCAUUUUACCACUUCUAUGCAGAACAGUUGUCUAAGAUGGCUCCCAGUAACUGCCCUCAUCUAGUGCUGCAGGCAGUGGCUGGACCUCUGGCAGCUGCCACUGCCUCCACUGUCACCAACCCCAUGGAUGUCAUCAGGGCCCGGGUUCAGGUGGAGGGCAGGACAUCAGUCAUUGAGACCUUUAACCAGCUGAUCAGAGAGGAAGGAUUCUGGGGGAUGACCAAAGGCCUCUCUGCUCGCAUCAUAUCCUCAGCGCCCACAGCAAUAGUCAUGGUGGUUGGUUAUGAAACUCUCAAAAAGCUCAGUUUGCGUCCAGAGCUGGUUGACUCCCGACACUGGUAAAAAAAAAAA
Molecule: messenger RNA, 1135 nt
Organism: Sinocyclocheilus anshuiensis
Lineage: Eukaryota; Metazoa; Chordata; Actinopteri; Cypriniformes; Cyprinidae
Product: solute carrier family 25 member 44-like
Exons: 4
Coding region: 182-1126 (314 amino acids)
Biological process (GO): branched-chain amino acid transport; branched-chain amino acid catabolic process; transmembrane transport
Cellular component (GO): mitochondrion
Molecular function (GO): branched-chain amino acid transmembrane transporter activity
Source: RefSeq, a predicted model, not a curated record